Messenger RNA from Caenorhabditis sp. 36 PRJEB53466, 329 nucleotides. The record is from the annotation of a GenBank genome assembly. Lineage: Eukaryota; Metazoa; Nematoda; Chromadorea; Rhabditida; Rhabditidae.
AUGCGCGUUUUUCUGGUCUUCCUGCUCAUUUUCGUCGGAAUUUCCGCCGGAUGCUCCAACUUUGACAAGUAUUUGAACCUUUUCUGCAAGUACGGAUCCGAAACGAAGCCGUGCACUAUCGAAAAUUGUGGGUUAACUUUUUUGUUGUUGAAUUUUUAAGGGAAAAUACUUAAUUUUUUGCAGACAACGCCUUCAAAUCGGCGUGUUGUGGCCUUCCCGGAUCGUGCAGCUUCUCCGAGUUUCCAAAAGACAAUGUGUGCUGCUUUUCCCAGAAAUGUCUCGCCCGUUGCUUCCCGGACAAGAAGUACCAGCUGGGAACCGUUUAUUAA